UGCAGGCUAAGAGGAUGGAAUGCUGCUGUGCUGCAGGGAGGGGUUGAUGAUGCUCUGCAGGCAGGGAGGGGACCAUCUAUCUCCCUGGCGAUGCUGAGGAUUAACUGUUACCAUGGUUACGAGAGUCAGGAGGAGCAGAUGAUGCUGACACUGUCUGUACAGCACAGGAUCCAACGAUCAUCGGGAUGCACACUGGACCCUGACACACAACAGCUGAAUGGAAAAACAUCAAAAGAUCCCUCUUACCUCUCCUGGCAGUGUCACUUCCUCCAGAGGGCCAAGUGUGCCAGGCUCCCCCUCUUCUAUUACUGCGCGGAUGGAUAGUCGUGUACUGGGGUACAAGGAUCUGGCUGCCCUUCCUCGUGAUAAGGCAAUAUUGGAUAUUGAGCGCCCAGAUUUGAUGAUUUAUGAGCCCCAUUUCACCUACUCACUUUUAGAGCAUACUGAUACCCUGCGCAGUCGAGAGCGCUCACUGUCACCGAAGUCCAUAUCACCCCCUCCAUCUCCAGAGGUCUCUGCACUAUGGGCAGAAACAAAGUCUACUGCCAGUGGCUCCACUAUACAAGCAGCCCGAGGUGGAAGCUCUUCACCUAGAGGAGUAGUCCAGCAUUUUCACUGCCCAGAGCUAUCGCGGAAGGAGCCUAAUCUAUACAAGAAACCUCCAAUUUACAGGCAAAGAGAAACAGUGCACAGACUCUCUGAUGACCCCAUUGUUGAAUCCUCCAAGUUCCCAGCUGCACGACCACCAGACCCCAACCAACUUGCAAAGAUUGAGACGGAUUACUGGCCAUGUCCCCCUUCCCUGGCAGUUGUAGAGUCUGAGAGACGUCAUCGAAGGGAGUCUAAAAAAGCAGAGGAAGAAGGUGAAGAAGGUGAGGAUUUGAAAGAGUUAAGGGAUAUGCAGAAGCAAGAGCUAAGCAAGAUUCAGUCCAAUUUGGGAAAAUUAAUACUAAAAGAGGAAAUGCAGAAAGGAGGCAGCCUUAGAAGAAAAACCCGUUCCUUGCCUGACCGGACCCCAUUCUACACACCUGUACACUAUUGGCACGGACGAAGCAGCUUAACACGGCUUCAGUCUGCAGAGUUUCCAGCUCAGGAUCUUCUGAGAGAAAAUUCAGGGUUCCAGAAUGGAGAAGGCCAGAGAUCAAGGAUGGAUCGAGGAAACUCUCUCCCUAGCAUGCUGGAGCAGAAGAUAUUUCCCUACGAGAUGCUCAUAGUGACCAACAGAGGACGCCAGAAACUGCCUCCAGGUGUAGACAAAACACAGUUGGAGAAAUAUCUCUCCUCUGAGGAGUUCCAGCGUCUCUUCGCUAUGCCUAUGGAUGAGUUUAUCAAGUUGCCUCUGUGGAGAAGAAAUGAGCUCAAGAGGAAACUGCUUCUUUUCUAAUACUGCAGGGGCUUUAACUGUCCUUUCCAAAUAAGGGAAGAGGCUAAGGGUGUAAAUUCACAAGGGGAGUCCCCAAUUCAUUUUCCAUAUGAGGUGGACCGUAAGGAUGGGAAUGUUUGUCCGUGAGAAGAAAUCUAUAGAAUCAGGAAAUUACCUUGAUGGUCACUAACUGAACAAGAAGCUGGACGUAUGUCUGCAGGAUAAAUAUUUAUACAUAUAUACACAUAUUUACUACAAUCUUUCUAAAGCUUGUCUACUUUACCACUAGAUGCUCUGAAACAGGACCAGUCUCUACAUCAUCUUAUGGCACCAGACUUAAAUCCACUACAAAACACUACUGCAUAACUUGACACCACACAAUUUAGAUACCACAUAACAGCUGUGUUAAAUAGUUCACACACUACUAAAGAUUUGCUUACAUAAUGCUAGGUAACUCUUCCCCGGGCAUAUCACAUUCUACAUGCAAUAGAGUGCACCUCACAAGAUCACAACUAAUACAUUAAAGAACAAAUUUCAGUCAUUGCCAUCUUCUUUCUUUACAAUAAUCACAAUUUGUGAACAAUUUGUCACACACAGUAAGUACCCGCAUACAUCAUGUAAAAGGAAGUCCACAUUUACAACACGGAUAUGGGCUUUGCUACUGUAAUAUAAUUAGUGAAUUUGAGCUAAGGUACUGUGACCUGAUGUUAUAAGCUGUCAGCUCUGUGUAUGUUUAAUGGCUGAGAGCUUUUUAGUUUACUGCAACCCUAUCUUACCUUACUGUCCAUGGGACAAAAGGGCAUAUCUCUCCCACUUUCACCAUUUGCCUCCAAGGGCAGUUAAUAUAGCCCCAUGCUGUGUGUGGUUUGUGACAUGCUGAACUUUGGUACACACAUAUCCUAUCAUCUCCUAUUUUAUUGUCUCAUAUCACUUAUUUAUCACAUUUUAUCAAACCACCAGUCUCCCCACAUGUCCACUUAGCCAGUCCAGCCCCACUAACAUUAACUCUUCAUAUAUACACCUAAUGUUUACUGUGUCCUUCCAUUAAUAUUACAUGUAUGUCUCUGUAUGUCAUUGUGACCCUUCACAAUCUUUGUCAUCUCUCCACAUGUGUCUGUACAUCCUCUUCCAUUCCUGAUGUGCCUCUCCUAGGAUAUUUUACACAUGGUUUUCCUUUUACAUGUGUCCCGUGUCCUCCCUUUUGUGUGGAAGCUUUUAUGAUUAUAUUUUUUGCUUCUGAUGUAUAAUUAUUAAUAUUAUUAAAGAUAACUGGGUA
Messenger RNA from Pelobates fuscus (common spadefoot toad), 2639 nucleotides. It is a transcript of the gene DMTN, whose product is annotated as dematin actin binding protein. Bases 218 to 1384 code for a protein of 388 amino acids. The record is from RefSeq and is a predicted model, not a curated record. Gene Ontology annotation, cellular component: actin cytoskeleton; plasma membrane. Lineage: Eukaryota; Metazoa; Chordata; Amphibia; Anura; Pelobatidae. Gene Ontology annotation, molecular function: actin filament binding. The transcript is spliced from 16 exons. Gene Ontology annotation, biological process: cytoskeleton organization; lamellipodium assembly; actin filament bundle assembly.